AUGGAGGGCAGCAUAGAUGAAGAAGUCACCUUUAAGGUCAAUAGUAAGCCGGAGGAUUCUGCAAAGAUGCAUAGUGACUUUAUGAACAGAGAUGACAUCAGGCCCGAAGACUCUGUGAGUCAGAGGGGUAGUAGCAGUACCACGUCAGCUAGUUGGAGGCUUCGAGCAAGGGCUAGGAGAGCUGCCUUAGAAGCGGAAGUUAUGGCUCUUCAAGAACAACAAGAGCUUGAGCUUGAGGAAAUCAAGUUAAAACAAAGGAAAGCUGAACUUCUUCUUAAAAUGAAAUUGAAGGUAGCAGAGGCAGAAGAAGCUGUUUAUAAAGGUACACAGUCAGAUGUCAAGGUCAAAGGGAAGACUGAUCCUUUAGAACAGGACAAGACUGAAGAACCUUGUAAGCUUGAACCUUCCAAGGGUAAUCCAACAAUGCCGGUUAAGACAAAAAUUACACCAACAUGUGACAACUCUUCAACCAAUGAAAGCGAUAAGAUGAUGGGUAAGAUGCAUUCAGACAUUUUCCAACACUUACAGCAAGGACAGAAGCAACAUCAGCAGCUGUUGGAAGCUAUCACCAUUUCCAGUGCCAACAUUAUGUCCUUUGAUGGCAACCCUCUAAAUUUUUAUGAAUUCAUGCGGUCGUUUGACAGCGUUAUUGGAAGUUCUUCAUUGGACAAUAACACCAAGCUACUCAAGUUAUAUCAUCUUUGUAGUGGAGCUGCCAAAGACAUCAUCCAUUGCUGUCUAAUGAUGCAUCCUGAUGUUGGAUACUUACAUGCAAGAACGCUACUGACUGAUCGUUUUGGAAACGCCUUCAAGAUCUGUGAUGCCUGGAUCAAGAAGAUCACAGAAGGACCAGUCAUACAAAAUGAUUCAAAACAACUGAGGGAUUUCGCUGAUCAGCUUAAGACCUGUUGA
Lytechinus variegatus (green sea urchin) is the source of this 912-nucleotide messenger RNA. RefSeq lists its product as uncharacterized. The record is from RefSeq and is a predicted model, not a curated record. The transcript has a single exon. NCBI's taxonomy places the organism in Eukaryota, Metazoa, Echinodermata, Echinoidea, Temnopleuroida, Toxopneustidae. Bases 1 to 912 code for a protein of 303 amino acids.